AAAAUACACGUAUCAGGAACGUGUUGUUAGCUCAAUUGAGUGGCGAACGUGUGUAAAGGGACUAACAGCAGCACGUGCUGCCCGUAACUGAACGACUGAGAGCUUCAACGAGUUGUAGUGUGUGUGCAAAGAUGGCAUCGCCGGAGCAGCUCGUCGUAGCCGCACUGCAGGGCGCCGCCAAUCCGAAUCACGAGAUUGUGCAGAAAGCAGAGGCACAGCUUAGCGAGUGGGAGCAACAGGCCGGCUUCUUUCCCAUUCUGGCCAAGCUGAGCAUGAAACUGGCCAGCGACAUCGACGCGCCAUCCGAAACCCUCUCAGACGCCGUUAAAGUUCGUUGGAUGGCGGCUGUUUACCUCAAGAAUGGCAUCGAACGCUAUUGGCGUCACAAUUCGCGCCUAGAAUUGGUACCCGAGCAGAAACAGGAGAUCCGAGAUAUUCUGCUGCAACACUACAGUGCCGAGGAUGUGCCCCAGGUGGCAUUGCAAGUGGCUGUGCUGCUGAGCAAAAUUGCACGCAUUGAUUGUUGGCCCGAGCUGCUUCCCACACUGAUGAAGCAGCUGCAGGCCUGCAGCGUUGCCGGUGAAGCCCCUGCCACACCCCUACUAGCUCAGCAGCAGCAUCGCACGCUCAUUGUGCUGCACUAUGUGAUCAAGGCGCUGGCAUCGCGUCGCCUCAUGGCCGAGAAGCGGGCAUUUGAAGAGCUGGCCGGUCAAAUUUUUCGAUACAUGGCCUGGGAUAUCUGGGCAACGCUCACCACACGCUUUCUCCAGCUGGUGAAGACGGACACAGAGGCACAGGCACACAGUUGCCUGCAACGCGCCUACAUUGCGAUGCGUACUCUGCGCAAGCUCGUCGUCUAUGGCUGUGGCAGCAAGCCGUACAAGUCCACCGAUCACAUGAACUUCAUUGAACAGCUGUUCGAGCGACUGCGUCAGUGCUUGGAGCUGCGUUAUGAGCUGCGGAUGCGUUCAGCUGGGCAUCAGUUGAUCACGGAUCUCGAACGUUUCAUAUUGAAGAUGAUGAAGACGCUGAACGAAUUCAUGGAACGGCACUCACUUUCCUUUGCUCGCUUUGUGCCCGUCGCCUUGGAGUUUAGCUUCCACUAUGUGUUUCACGAGGGCACCGCGCUCAUCUUUGAUGCUGGCGAACGCAUCAACUUCAGCAACUUUGUCAUACAGGCCAUCAAUCUGCUCAAGGGCAUCAUGAUGAGUGGCAACGACAGCCUAGCCCCACAUGCCUCGGACAAUACGCUGGAGGAUGAGCUGCUUGCCUCGGCGGCGCAGACACAGAGCAAAUUCUUCAGCCUGGAGCGCGUGACGUAUUUGUGCGAGAAGAUUGUCACGCAUUAUUUUCUGCUCACACAGGAUGAGCUGGCAGAAUGGCAGCAGGAUCCCGAGGGCUAUGGCCAGGACGAUGGCGGUGGCGAUGCCUGGAAAUACGAGCUGCGUCCCUGCGUCGAGACGCUCUACUUCACCUGCUUCACCCAGCACUCCAGUGUCAUGAUCAACGAGGUGCUCAAGUUUGUGCGUCGUGCGCAGCAACUGCAGUUGUCGGAGACCUCCGAACUGAAGGCCAUUCUUCUCAAAGAUGCCAUCUAUAAUGCUGUCGGGCAGGCGGCCUUUCACUUCUUCAACAAACUGGACUUUGGCGCCUGGCUAACGUCGCAGCUGCUCGCCGAGCUGCGCAUUGAGGCGCCCAACUUUCGCAUACUGCGUCGCCGCAUCAUUUGGCUGGUGGGUCAUUGGGUAGGCGUCCAGUUGCCUCGCGAACUGCGACCCGUGGCCUAUGAGGCAUGUCUACAUCUGCUGCGCCCGGAGGAAGAUAUGCCCAUUCGAUUGGCCGCCGCUCGCACUCUCAAUUUGCUGAUUGACGACUUUGAGUUCAUGCCGGAGGCGUUUCAUCCAUACUUUGCUGCUCUGUUUGAGGCGCUAUUUCUGCUGCUGCGCGAGGCUGCCGCCUGCGAUACGAAGAUCGUUGUGCUGGGCACCAUGACGCUGCUGGUGGAGAAGAUGAGCGAAUAUAUCGAACCUCAGGCACUGCAAUUAAUCUCUUAUCUGCCGCUGCUUUGGCGCGAGAGCGAGCUCAAUGAAUACAAUAUGCUGCGCUGUGCCAUCAUUGGCACUUUGGAGCAGCUGGUGCGCACCAUACGCGAUGUGCCGGAGAUUAUGAAGCCCUUCCUCUACAGCGUCAUAGAGCUGAGCACAGAUCUGCAGCAACGCUCGCAUGUUUAUCUCAUCGAGGAUGGCAUCAUGCUUUGGCUGGCGGUAAUUGGCAACUCGACCACGCUGACACCGGAACUGCUGGCACUUUGUGAUCACCUGCUGCCCAUCAUUGAGGUGUCGUCGGAGAAUCUCCGCACAGUGCUGCAGCUAAUACACGCCUACAUUCUGCUCGACCCUCAUGCAUAUUUGAGUCGAUAUGGCGAGGGAUUUGUGGCGUAUUGCGUUCACUCGUUUGAGGACAUACGCGCCGAGGGCAUCAUUGCCAUGCUGCGCAUAUUCGAGACGUGCCUCAAGACGGACGCAACGAUGGGACUGCGUCUGGUGCGUCCAGCUCUGCCCUUUGUCUUCCAGCAGGUGUGCCUCAAGCAGGAAUACCCCAUGACCAUGGGCUGGUAUCUGACGCUGCUCGCACGCACGCUGCUCAUCGAUCAGUCGGUGUUCAUGUCUGUGGUGCAGGAGUUGCCACAAACGGAUGCACUUGCGCGCAUUCUCGACGUGUGGAUCGAGAUGUUUCCCCUCGUCGCCGACACGCACGCGGAGAAACGCAAGCUGUUCUGCCUGGCAUUCGCAUCGAUCUUUGGCAACAAUGAGCUGCUGCUCGCCAGAUUGCCGCACAUCCUGCAGCUGGUGGAGGAGACGCUGGCCGAGGUGAUGGACAAGCAAUAUACCGCGUCGGAUGAGGGCGCCGAUAAGGCGACGCAACGCUAUUACGACUCGCUGGUCAUACACGACGAGCACGAGCUGGAGGACUUCCAGGAGCAGCUGUACGAUGACUUUCACUCGAAGACCUAUCAUGACGACAGGCACCGUCAGCUGGUGCUCAAGGAUCCGGUGUAUAAGAUACCAUUAACCGAUUACCUCAAGUGGCAGCUGCAGAGUCUGCAGACGCAGCUGGGCGCCGCACGCUACGAGCAGCUGAUGCGCGGCGUUUGUCCCGAAAUUCUCGAGAAGAUUAACAUGUACAUAGAGCAGACGGUGCCAAAGGCGUGUGGCGUUUGCGCCGGCACCACCGAUGAUCAGGAGCAGCCGCCCGAUUCCAGCAGCCAAAAGGCGCCCGACUGUUGACCAUCACUGAUAUCGUUAUCGUCAUCGUCCUCUUCAUCAUCGCAAGCUAAGUCCACAACCACAUCCACACUGGCGCUGGAGCCGUUCAUUGCUGUGCUUCAAAAGCUUUCUACAUACUAAGUUAUUAAUGUAUUUUGUAUUGAAAUUAUAUAUUUUUUAAUUGUUAAACGA
Messenger RNA from Drosophila sulfurigaster albostrigata, 3458 nucleotides. RefSeq names its product importin-11 (gene Impbeta11). The record is from RefSeq and is a predicted model, not a curated record. NCBI's taxonomy places the organism in Eukaryota, Metazoa, Arthropoda, Insecta, Diptera, Drosophilidae. Bases 132 to 3287 code for a protein of 1051 amino acids. Gene Ontology annotation, molecular function: small GTPase binding. The transcript has 4 exons. Gene Ontology annotation, cellular component: nuclear envelope; cytosol. Gene Ontology annotation, biological process: protein import into nucleus.